Molecule: messenger RNA, 684 nt
Organism: Elgaria multicarinata webbii
Lineage: Eukaryota; Metazoa; Chordata; Lepidosauria; Squamata; Anguidae
Gene: BLACAT1
Product: BLACAT1 overlapping LEMD1 locus
Exons: 5
Coding region: 143-244 (33 amino acids)
Source: RefSeq, a predicted model, not a curated record
CUGUGACUUUUAGUGUUUUCACAAAGGAUGCGAAGGCGGCUUUUGCCCAGCACGAUCCUAUGCAUGUUUACUGAAAAGUAAGCCCCAGUGUAUUCAGUACAGAUUUCCUUUGGAUGCUCCUGCCCUUUGCCUGCACUAGGGGAUGCCCCAGUUCACCUUUGCUUGCUUUUGUGGGCUCCAUGGCUUCUGCAACAUGAAGAGGAAAAAGGAAGAGCCCAGCACUGAGCAAGAGACCGCCGUUUGAGAGGAGAAGGCAUUUCCAUUGCCCAUCACUUUAACCACUAUUGAGUUGGAAGAAGAGCACGGUUGUUACGGUAACUUGAUUUGGAGGUGCCACUGAAGGGUUAGGAACAAGCCAAGAGAAUGAAGGCUGUCCUAUAGAGCUUGAGGGCGGAAAUGUCUGGCUCCAUGUUUCCGUUGGAGAUGCUGCCCUCCCUCUUUCAGCUCUCCCAUGGAGCUUGAUGGAUUAGCACAGGAAGAGACUCUGCAGGCCUGGCAGUGGGGAACAUGGCUGUGUGCAAAGAGCAACGUUAUGGAAGCUGUAGAAGCUGGCUGGGCAAAAUAGCCAUUCUCGGCAGUAUCCUAAUUCGAAUCACCCUGAGCUUUACAGACUGUGGGACUCCAAAGAUGAAGUUAGUUUGUUGAGGGUAAUGUCAAAUAUUUGCCCAACAAAGAUGACCAACA